Solanum pennellii is the source of this 1140-nucleotide messenger RNA. RefSeq lists its product as uncharacterized. Lineage: Eukaryota; Viridiplantae; Streptophyta; Magnoliopsida; Solanales; Solanaceae. The transcript has 5 exons. The record is from RefSeq and is a predicted model, not a curated record. Bases 268 to 831 code for a protein of 187 amino acids.
AGGGGUAAAUUGUAAAAUCCUGUCAAGAAAAAAAAAGUUAGUUGAAUUUCCCACCUUUUUUGAAUUAACUGUCAAUACAAAGCGCUUCUCAAUUUGGAUUCAAGAAUCAAAAAAUCAAUUUUCUAUAUUAACAAUCUCUUCUCAACCCCAUUAAAUUCUCAUUUUCCAUUAGCUCUGUUCUUGUUACAUUCGCAAUUAGUUUAAGUCUUUUUUCCAUUGAUAAUUCCUCUUCCGCUUUGUUCUUAGUUGAAGAAGUAAAUUGAUACAAUGCAAGAAGAUUCUGUAUAUGAUCCACUAGUUUUCGGUCUUCGUAGUUACAUCUAUUGCAGUAAUUGUGAAGUUCGAAUUGCUCGUGUCCAGUAUUACAUUCCUAAUGUGCAGGACUUAGAUUAUGGAGGCUACUUUAAGAGAGUGUUUAAUGUUGUUAUACUAGACCAACCGAAAUUUCAUCAACAAGAAGAUGGAAAUACCCUAACCACACUCAAUAUUUACUGUACCCAAUGUGAUAUGCUGCUCGGAUGGAGACUAAGGGAAGCCACCCUACCGUCCAACUAUUUCAUAAGAGGAAGAUUCUUUAUGAGAUUGGACAUGCUCAUGUACAAGAGUCGUGUAACGUUGCAUGAUUCUCUCUUUGGAGGUGCAAAUCGACAGGAUCAUGUUCAAGACGCAGGGGCUAAUGCUGAUCAAGAAGCAGGUGCUGAUGAGAGAAAUGCUGAUCAAGAUAGAGAUGCAAAGAACAGAAUCAUGAUCAAGAUGAAACCGCUAAUGAACAAGGUCUUAAUGAACAAUGAUCAAGAUGGAUCGCGGCCAAUGAAACGAAUGAAGAUGUAGUAGAUCAACAGGCUGACGGAAAUGCUGACAUUGAUAGCCUACUCAUGCUGAUCAAAAUGCAGAAAGAUACACAUUGCACUUCACAAAAUGCUAAUUUCAUAUUUGUAUGAUAUUCUUUUUUCUCUUUCUGAUUUUGGAAUUACAGUACAGAUUAUUAUUUCAGGCUGGAACAAAGCAAUUGACACUGCACUUUUUACAUGUUUGAGCUCUAUAUGCUGCUUUGUUUUUCUGUUAAUUUUUGGAAGCAAGUCAACUGUCAGAGAUGUAUUUCCUGAACUGCAAAUGCUAUGCAAUCAUAUUUUUCUCGAA